This is a messenger RNA of Sesamum indicum (sesame), 1470 nucleotides long. Its product is annotated as F-box family protein. Lineage: Eukaryota; Viridiplantae; Streptophyta; Magnoliopsida; Lamiales; Pedaliaceae. Gene Ontology annotation, molecular function: protein binding. The record is from RefSeq and is a predicted model, not a curated record.
AGCCCAUUAUCUGAAGACGUGGUCAACCACCGAUUCAACCUCUCUCCUCUCUCUCCUCCCUAACAAUUCUCCGACCAAACAUCAUCUUCUCAAAAUCUCCCAAGUCCCAGUAAGGCAAGAUUUGACCCUGUGCUGCAGCGCCAGGCCAAUCCCAUGGACUCCUCUCCAUUCAACAGCCUACCCCAAGACACCCUCCACCAGAUCUUCUGCCAUCUGCCCCUCCGCCAAAUCGCCGCCGCCAAGUGCGUCUGCAAGGCGCUUUAUUCCACCCUCUCCUCCCCCUCCUUCCGGCACCUCCUCCGCACCCAAUCAGAGCCCCUCUCCCUCCUUGCCCUCAAGCCGUCCCACCGCCACGUGUCCCCCCAUCCCAAUCUCCACGCCUUUGAUCCUGCAUCAAAUCAAUGGCUGAAAUUCUCCCUCUCUUUCCUCCCCUUCUCCGCCCUCCACCCCAUCACCUCGUCCCAUGGCCUUCUCUACCUCUGGGCUUCAUCGCAGAAUCCGAGGAACGCCACUCCCCAAAAUUCCCAAAAAGCCCUCGUUGUAUGUAAUCCUUUGACCGGGCAGUUUAAAACCCUCCCCCAGCUCGGCUCAGCUUGGUCGCGCCACGGUUCCGUCCUAGCCGGCUCGCUUAGCGUUGUCCUCGUCCUCACAGAGCUCGCCAACUUUAGUCCCAAUGUUUUGAAUAAUUGGCUCAAGUUUUCAUCCAAUCUGCCAUCGAAACCCCGGAGCCCUGUUUUAAUUUCGGAUUUUAUACUCACAUUGUGCGAUGUGGGUUCGCCCUGGAGAUCACAAUGGGCAAUGUUCAAGACGAAAAUUGUGCAUAUGGAGAAGACAAUGCAGUGGGUUAGGGUGGAAAAGCGCGAGUGGGGAGAUAUUUUCGACAUUUUGAAGCGGCCAAGAUUGGUGAAGGCCGGGAACGAUCAGAAGGUAUACAUGGUUGGUGGGUUGAAGAGCUCGUAUGCUUUGCAGAGCGCGUGCACCACGAUCUUGAUAUUAAGGUUGGACUUGGAGAGCUUGGAAUGGGAGGAGGCAGGAAGAAUGCCAGUGGAAAUGUAUAGGUGUUUUGUGGAGAGUAGUAAGUUUAAGGUGUUUGGUGGGGGGAAUAGGGUAUGCUUUUCAGCAAAAAGGAUUGGGAGGUUAGCAUUGUGGGAAGAAUAUAGGAAUGGAAAAUCAAACUGGAGAUGGGUGGAAGGCGCACCGGGGAGCGGAGACGGGCUUUGUCGUGGAUUUGUAUUUGAGGCAAGACUUGAUGCCAUUCCGUAGCCGAGCAGGAACUAUGAGUUCUUGGUAAUGUUACUGGUGUUUUGCAAAUGUAAUGUGGAUUUAAUUGAAUAGCAUUAAUUUGCUAACAAUUGAAUAUGUUGUAUUAUCUGUGUUAUGAUCAGACUUAUGUUCUGUUUGUGCAAUUUGCUGCUACAAAUGCUCGUUUAAUUUUUGUUAUUCUUAAUGUUCAUAAGCCUCUUAGCACAA